CACACAUGCACAGACAUGUAUGCCCCAAAGCCUGCCGAAGGCUUGCUUCGCUCAGGACCCGCUCCUUUCUCAGGGGGUGAGGUGGUUUUCAGCAAGUACUGCAACUCCAGCGACAUCAUGGACCUGUUCUGCAUUGCCAUGGGGCUGCCACGGAACACGACCAUCUCCCUCCUGACCUCGGACGACGCCAUGGUCUCCAUCGACCCCACCAUGCCCGCGAAUUCAGAACGCACGCCGUACAAAGUGAGGCCCGUGGCUGUCAAGCACCUGUCGGAGAGAGAAGAGUUAAUCCAGAGUGUCCUGGCCCAGGUGGCGGAGCAGUUCUCCAGAGCGUUUAAGAUCAACGAACUGAAAGCAGACGUUGCCAACCACCUGGCGGUGCUGGAGAAGCGCGUGGAGCUGGAGGGGCUGAAAGUUGUGGAGAUCGAGAAAUGCAAGAGUGACAUCAAAGACAUGAGGGAGGAGCUGGCGGCCAGAGGUAGCAGGACCAACUGCCCCUGUAAGUACAGCUUUCUGGACAACAACAAGAAGCUGGCCCCUCGACGCGAUGUCCCCACCUACCCCAAGUACCUGCUGUCCCCAGAGACCGUCGAAGCCCUCCGCAAACCCACCUUCGAUGUCUGGUUGUGGGAGCCCAACGAGAUGCUGAGCUGCCUGGAGCACAUGUACCACGACCUGGGCCUGGUCAGCGACUUCGGCAUCAACCCUAUCACGCUCCGGCGCUGGCUGCUCUGUGUGCAUGACAACUACCGGAACAACCCCUUCCACAACUUCCGGCACUGCUUCUGUGUGACCCAGAUGAUGUACAGCAUGGUCUGGCUGUGCAGCCUGCAGGAGAAGUUUUCCCAAAUGGACAUCUUGGUCCUCAUGACGGCGGCCAUCUGCCACGACCUGGACCACCCCGGAUACAAUAACACGUACCAGAUCAAUGCCCGCACCGAGCUGGCCAUGCGCUACAACGACAUCUCGCCCCUGGAGAACCACCACUGCGCCGUGGCCUUCCAGAUCCUGGCCCGGCCCGAGUGCAACAUCUUUGCCAACGUGCCGCCCGAGGGCUUCAGGCAGAUCCGGCAGGGCAUGAUCACGUUAAUCUUGGCCACUGACAUGGCAAGGCACGCGGAGAUCAUGGACUCUUUCAAGGAGAAAAUGGAGAAUUUCGACUACAGCAACGACGAGCACCUGACCCUGGUGAGUGGGCUGGUUCUCAGAACCAUUAUCACAGCCUGCUGUGAGAUCUCCAACGAGGUGCGGCCCACAGAAGUGGCAGAGCCAUGGGUGGACUGUCUGCUGGAGGAGUAUUUCAUGCAGAGUGACCGUGAGAAGUCGGAAGGCCUUCCCGUGGCCCCCUUCAUGGACCGAGACAAAGUGACCAAAGCCACAGCCCAGAUUGGGUUCAUCAAGUUUGUCCUGAUCCCGAUGUUCGAAACAGUGACCAAGCUCUUCCCCGCGGUGGAGGAGCUCAUGCUGCAGCCCCUGUGGGAAUCCCGAGCCCACUAUGAGGAGCUGAAGCAGCUGGACGACGCCAGGAAAGAGCUGCAGAAGAAGACUGAGAGCUUGGCCUCCGGGACCACCGAGAAAGCCAGAGAGAAGAGCAGAGGCGGGAGGAAGAGAGAAGGUGGCACGUCUCCAAACUGAGGUCUCGGCGUAGACGGUGAUUUAGACUAAAGUGGGGAGGAGCCACCUGUGCGUGGGAGUGGGGUGGCCCCUCUUCCUGCGCCACCGCCAGUCCGGUGACGGGGACCCCAGGCCCUUAGCCAGCCCUAACCUCCCCCGGGUUCGAGUGAAGUCUCUGUCCUCUUGAUAUUGAACAUUGGGGUUAAACUCCAGCACAUGUGUCCCAGGGACACAACCCAUUUCCCAGCCAGUGCACAGAAUAUUUAUACAUAAGUGGAAACUCAGUCCCUUGUGUGUAGGAAUCAGAAAAGGCCUUCAAAAGAAGGAAAUAUCCUCAAAAGAGCAAGGACCCAAGUUCAAUCCCUGGUACCAAACAAAGGGAAUAUACUUAGAAAAAAAUAGGAUCUGCACUACGUACAAGAGAAAGUCUCGUUCUGUUUUGUGGACCUGGGCAUUGAACCCGGGGCCUGUCCAUUCCAGGCAAGUGCUCUCCUGCAGAGUUGCAUCCCUGGCCUUUUUUUUUUUUUUU
Fukomys damarensis (Damara mole-rat) is the source of this 2143-nucleotide messenger RNA. It is a transcript of the gene Pde9a, whose product is annotated as phosphodiesterase 9A. Gene Ontology annotation, molecular function: 3',5'-cyclic-GMP phosphodiesterase activity. Gene Ontology annotation, biological process: cGMP catabolic process. The transcript has 19 exons. Bases 16 to 1635 code for a protein of 539 amino acids. The record is from RefSeq and is a predicted model, not a curated record. NCBI's taxonomy places the organism in Eukaryota, Metazoa, Chordata, Mammalia, Rodentia, Bathyergidae.